Molecule: messenger RNA, 1158 nt
Organism: Strongyloides ratti
Lineage: Eukaryota; Metazoa; Nematoda; Chromadorea; Rhabditida; Strongyloididae
Product: Required for meiotic nuclear division protein 1 homolog
Exons: 2
Coding region: 1-1158 (385 amino acids)
Biological process (GO): positive regulation of mitochondrial translation
Source: RefSeq, a predicted model, not a curated record
AUGAUGCGAAGAGCCAUUUCAACAAUAACAAAUGAGGUAAAAAAAAGAAUUGUUUUGGGUAAAUAUAAUGAUAAAAGAUGGAUCAAUAGAAGUAUAGUUCGUAGUUAUCCUAAACCUAAUCAAGUUUACACACAUAAUGAUAUAAAUCCUAAUAUUCCUGAUAUUACAAAACGUGUAGUUAGAAAAAAAAGAUAUACCAUUUCAGGACAAAUAAAAGAAAAACCUUCAAUGAAUCCAUUUGUAUAUUCUUAUGCCCUUGGUGAAACUAUUGAUUUACAUGGCGUUCAAGGGACACCAGCACUUAUUACAAAGUAUGACGUUUCAUAUAUAGAUUCUAAUUUUCCUGAUGUUUUACAUUUUUCACAAAAAUUAGAUUUGUCUAUAUCUAAUGUUGGAGUUAAAGAAUUUUAUGUUUUUACAGAUGGUGUGGUAGUUUUUUGGAAUAUAUCAGAAAAAGAAGUUCACAAUUUAUUAACACAAAUAAAAGUAUAUGCACAAAGUCCUUAUGACAUGGCUGUUGUUGAAGAUGAAAAAGAAUCAAUGAAUUUCUUGUUUUCUGAUAAUAAAACAAUAACAGAAAUAUCAUCUGAAGAUGAAAUAAUCUUUAACAAAGAAGUAUCGAAAGAUCCAUCAUCUAUACCAGCUAUUCUUGAAAGGUAUGCCUUCUCACAAGCAAUGGCAGCAAGUGUUAAAAUUGGUAUGUGGGAAAAUCGGUUAGCAAGUUUUGCUGAACCUCUCCAAAAAUCAUCACAGGGUUUAAGAAAGGGUAAAGUUAUAUGGAAAAGAGAUGAUACAAUAAAGAUGUCCGGUGAAUUUGCUGUUUUGAGGCACUCUCUUAAUUUAAAAACAAGUCUUCUCGAUGUAGAUUUUUAUUGGGAUCGUGAUGAGUUAUAUAAUUAUUACAAAAGAAUGACAAAAUAUUUUUCAUUGGACUAUAGAAUAAGGCUUUUGAACAGUCGGUUGACUUACUGUGAAGAUCUUGCCAAACUCAUUGAUAAUCUUCAACAACAUAAACAUGCAUCAAACCUAGAAUGGAUGAUUAUCAUACUAAUUGUUAUUGAAGUUUUCUUUGAUAUAUUUCACUUCAUCAAACCUCAAUCUGUUACCGUAACAAUUGUAAAUGAUUCAGAUGCCAAAUUGAGAACUCUAACACAAUAA